CUAUUCUGAUUUGUUGGCUUCUUUCAUCAGAUAUUUUACUUAUAUCAGCAUGGAGAAGCUUUCUCGAACUAUAGAAGCCAAAGAUAUCUCUGACGAUAAAAAUGAGAGCCCAGACACCAUCGACGCGGACAAGCCAAAAUCAAGCUUGGCCCUCUCAACUCACAAGUUAUAUCAUCUACUCUCUCGUAUCCCUCCUCUGGAAGGUUCAGAUGGCAAAUCAGAAUAUGAUAUGUGGAAUGGUGCAGGUAUAUUUGCUGGGAAAGAGAAUGACAAAGGACAUAGCGGAAAGCAAUGCAAGGAUGAAUCCUCUAAUAUCAAGGUUUUAUCUCCAGCCAAUAUUGCAAAAAAGAUGAAACUGAAAUUUACUAAAGCCUGGAUAUCAUUCCUUAGAUUACCACUUCCUAUUGAUGUUUACAAAGAGGUUCUGGUGAACCUUCAUCAAGUAGUUAUUCCGUAUCUGUCUAAUCCUCUCAUGUUGUGUGAUUUCUUAACACGGUCAUAUGAUAUUGGAGGGGUAGUCAGUGUGAUGGCUCUUAGCAGCUUGUUUGUUCUCAUGACACAACAUGGUCUUGAAUACCCCAACUUCUAUGAAAAGCUUUAUGCUUUAUUGGAACCCUCCAUUUUUAUGGCAAAGCAUAGGGCUAAGUUCUUUCAGCUUCUUGAUUCGUGCCUGAGAUCACCACUUCUUCCUGCAUAUUUGGCGGCUGCAUUUUGUAAAAAACUCAGUCGGCUUUCGCUCGCUGUCCCUCCUUCAGGAGCAUUAGUCAUUGUUGCUCUAAUUCAUAAUCUCUUAAGGAGACAUCCUUCAAUAAAUUGCUUGGUGCACCAGGAGGAUGGUGAUGAGACUACGAAAGACAUUACAGAAGCAGAGAGGGAGACUGAUGACAGCAUCGAGGACUCCAGUGCCAGCAGAGAAAUAUCAAACAUCAAUCCUGGCAUUGAUCUUUUUGAUGACAAGCAGACUGAUCCGUUGAAGGCUAACGCAAUGAGGAGCUCUCUAUGGGAGGUUGACACUCUCCGUCGUCACUACUGCCCGCCGGUUUCAAGAUUUGUUUUAUCCCUUGAGAAUGAUUUGACGAUCAGAGCUAAAACUACUGAAGUGGCAGUCAAAGAUUUUAGUUCUGGUUCAUAUGCGACGAUUUUUGGUGACGAGAUUAGGAGACGAGUUAAACAGGUUCCCCUUGCGUUCUACACAGCAACUCCAGCUAAGUUAUUUUCGGAGUCAGAUUUUCCGGGUUGGACUUUCAAAUUGAAGGAUGAGGAUAAUACUGCAGUGCUGGACAACACAUCAAAAGAAAAUGGUCAUAUUUCUGCAAAACGAAGUCGAGUGGAGAGCUCGUGAUUUUAUUGAACCAAAAAUGGUUCUUAACCUUUGUUUGACUCCUGUGAAUGUUUAUUCAAUUUUUUGUUCUUUCUAAUUUGUAUCAUGAUUCAUUCAAAUUUCUCAUUUCUUCCUCUGAGGCGGCAAUUUUUUUCGACAUUUUCACUAAGCUGUACCUUAAUACUGACUACUGACUUGUUCGCGUCUGCCGUUGAUAAACUCUUGUAUCUGGUUACUGUAGAAUAGCCUAGAUUAUAAAUUUAUUUACA
Nicotiana tabacum (common tobacco) is the source of this 1590-nucleotide messenger RNA. The record is from RefSeq and is a predicted model, not a curated record. Lineage: Eukaryota; Viridiplantae; Streptophyta; Magnoliopsida; Solanales; Solanaceae.